This is a messenger RNA of Haliotis rubra (blacklip abalone), 1024 nucleotides long. RefSeq lists its product as uncharacterized. Lineage: Eukaryota; Metazoa; Mollusca; Gastropoda; Lepetellida; Haliotidae. The coding region runs from base 1 to 987 and encodes 328 amino acids. The transcript has 2 exons. The record is from RefSeq and is a predicted model, not a curated record.
AUGGUCCUGGUUGACCUCUUGACCUCCCCUGAGACAUGUUUCCUGCUCUACUUCCUGCGGUACCUCAAGUGUCUUGUGUGUGAGUGGGACAAGUUUGUUACAGCAUGUCAUCUUAGAUUUUGUGUGUCCCAGAAUGAACCCAUGGAUCUUGAACUGAGUGGACAGACUGCUUCCAGAGUGUCAGACCACCCAGAACAAGAAGUGUGCGACAAUGUACCAGUUGAACAUUCACAGCUUAUAGAGGAUAGAUGCAAAUGUUUACAGAAGUCAGUAAAGACAGACCACCCAGAUGGUAGGGAUGGUGAAUGUAGGAGCUCAGAUAGCAGCCAGAUAUCUUCAGGAGCAAUGACAUCCCCUCACACACAGCCAUUUCCAACACAAUCAUCUACUCCACAACCAUUUCCUACACAAUCAUCUAAUCUACAGCCAUUUCCAACACAAUCAACCACUCCACAACCAUUUCCUAUACAAUCAUCCACUGCACAACCUUCUCAAACACAAUCAACUACUCCACAACAAUCAUCAAAUCCACUAUCAUCUACUUCACAACCAUUUGCUACACAAUCUAAUCCUCAACCAGUUCCUACACAAUCAUCUAGUCCAAAACCUUCUCAAACACAAUCAUCCACUGCACAACAAUCACAGGCUAGAGGACACUGUAGUGGGUUGUCUUAUUUGGCAGCAUACUGUGAUGAUGAUGAUGAUGAUGGUGGCAGUGAUGGAGACAUACGUUCUUCUGCCACAACACUGACAGAUGGGGUUGUGCUGACCCCUGGAACAGUGCCGUCUACUGUCCAACUCAGUGCAAGGUCAUGUGACCUACAGUGUGUGGAGAGUGUGAUGAGUGAACUUAUCCGAGUUGGUCUAAGAAUUGAGAGACUGUCCAGUCAAGACCUGUUCCCCUACAACCCCGGGCCCCUGUUGUCCCUGCUUGAACAGUGUGAGCUUCUGUAUGACGGAAUGGAAACUGACAAACAUGUGCAGUAAUAUACAAGAAAUCAUCAACAUUGCCGUUUUGUAAUCU